UUCUUCUUCUUCUGCCCGUUUCCAGGCGCAGCGGAGACCGCUCCGGGACGAGGUUCACCCGGGUUUUACUCAGAAAUGUGCUUUUAACGCGACGCCUUCGCCCGGACGCUCGCUAACGUCACAAAUCUGAUGUUCCGGGACUUUGGUGUGAAAGACGCAGCGCUUGCCGUUUCCCCUCAGAUCGUCCCGUUGGUGGAUUAAACAUCCAUCAGUCAGAAACCAUCAAACAUGAGACGGGAGCUCGCGUUUGUAACUUUUCUCGCCGUUUUUACCGGUUUCACCGAGGCGGCCUCGUCUCCGCCUGCAGACGCGGAGCAGCGGGAGCUCGCCUCCCUCAGGUCGAUGCUGGACGACUUCGACGUGCUGCCUCUGUCCAGCCUGCAGACUCACUCCGUCCGCCGCCGAGACGUCCAAGCCCAAACUCACGUGGAGAAAAUGCUCAGCUUUGACGCCCUGCAGAGGCAGUUCAGACUGUACCUGAGGACCAACGACGAGCUGUUCACGGAGGACUUCAGGGCCGUGGUCGUGGGCGAGGACGGCCGAGAGCAGAGCUACCCGGUCAACAGACACAACUACUUCACGGGACACGUCAUCGGGGAGGAAAACUCUCGAGUUCAGGCUCAUAUCGACGACCACGAGUUCUCGGCUCGCAUCCUGACUGAUGAGGCAGAGUACAACAUCGAGCCUCUCUGGAGGUUCACGUCGGCGCCCCCUGACGGUCGUCUGCUGAUCUACCGCUCGGAGGACAUCAGGAACCUCAGCCGACUGCACCAGCCUUCAGUCUGCGGCUACAUGACCUCCGACCCCAGCCACCUCCUCCCUGACAGCGUUAAAACGGCCGUGUUGGAGGACCAGGAGGAAGAGGAGUCUGUGCUCAGAGGGAAACGUCAGGUCCACGACCACAGGAAGAACACCUGUCCUCUGCUGCUGGUGGCCGACUAUCGCUUCUUCAAACACAUGGGCCGGGAGGAGGAGAGCACCACCCUCAACUACCUGAUCGAGCUGAUUGAUCGCGUGGACGACAUCUACAGAAACACGUCAUGGGACAAUGAGUUCGUAGGUUACGGUGUUCAGAUCCAGCAGAUCAUCAUAGAGAAGAAUCCGAGCCCUGUAGCUCUAGGAAAAAGUCACUUCAACAUGAGAGGAAGUCCAGUGGACGGCAGGGACGUCUGGGACGUCAAGAAACUGCUGGAGCAGUUCAGUGUGGACAUGGCAGAGAAAGCCUCCAACGUCUGUCUGGCUCACCUCUUCACCUAUCAGGACUUCGAUGAAGGCACCCUGGGUCUGGCCUACGUCGCCCCGUCCAAACCCGACAUACCCGGAGGUCUUUGCUCCAAAGCGUGUCCUUCAUCUACAGACGAACAAAGAGUGAUUUACCUCAACACGGGUUUGACCAGCACUAAGAACUAUGGGAAGACCAUCCUGACUAAGGAAGCAGACCUGGUGACGACUCACGAGCUCGGCCAUAACUUCGGAGCAGAGCACGACCCCGACAACAUCCCGUACUGCGCCCCCCGAGAGGACCAGGGAGGGAAAUACGUCAUGUACCCCAUCGCUGUGAGCGGAGACCACGUCAACAACAAGCUGUUCUCUAACUGCAGUAAACGCUCCAUAGUGAAGCGCCUGAGGUCGAAGGCGCCGUCCUGCUUUAAGGAGAGAAACAUUAAUGUGUGCGGAAACUCUCGGGUGGAGCAGGGGGAGGAGUGUGAUCCUGGGCUGCUGCACAUCAACUCAGACCACUGCUGCACCGCCGACUGCAGGCUGAGACCUGGAGCUCAGUGCAGUGACAGGAACAGUGCGUGCUGCAAAAACUGCAGGUUCGAGUCCGAAGGUGAAGUCUGUCAGGAGCCCAUCGACGCCACCUGUAAAGGACGCUCCUACUGCACAGGAAACAGCAGCGAGUGUCCUCCUCCGGAAAACGCUCCAGAUAAGACGGUGUGUUUGGACAGCGGAGAGUGUCUGGACGGAGAGUGUAUUCCUUUCUGUCAGGCCGUCUUAAAGCUGGAGCCCUGCGCCUGCAACGAAACCAACUCGUCCUGUAGAGUCUGCUGUCGGAGCAGCAGUGGUGUCUGCGCCCCCUACCAGGACAAAACGGGCAACUUCCUGUUCCUGCGUAAAGGCAAACCCUGCACUGUGGGAUUCUGUGACGGAGCGGGGAAGUGUAUGAAGCAGGUGCAGGAUGUGGUGGAGCGUCUGUGGGAUUUCAUCGAUAAACUGGACAUCAACACGUUCGGGAAGUUUCUGGCUGAUAACAUCGUGGGUUCGGUGGUGGCUUUCUCUCUGGUCUUCUGGGUUCCUUUCAGCAUCCUGGUCCACUGUGUGGACAAGAAGCUGGACAGACAAUAUGAACAGACCACCAAGUCUCUGUUCUUCCCCAGUAAUGCUGAGCUCCUGAGCAGCCUGGAGUCCGCGUCUGUUCGGAUCUUCAAACCUCCAAACUUCCCCACCACCGCCGGCCCCCUCCGUUUCCUAUCAUCGGGCCCCCAACAGACCAGCACCCCUCCGGUCUCCAGCUUUGCCCCCGGCCCUGACCACGCCCCUGGUCCCUGUCAUGUCCCCUCUCCUCUGGACAGCCCCCGCAUGGCCACCAUCCAGGAGGACCCCAGCUUCGACUCCCACCUGGACGAGGAGGCUCUGGAGGAGGCGUUCGGGCGGCCGGGGGGAUCGGCUCAGCGCUCCUUCGAGGACCUGACGGAGAAAAGCGUGACGCGUCGCAGCGAGAAGGCGAUGCUGUUCAGAAUGCAGAGACAACAUCAGAUCAACACCAAGGAGACACAGUGCUGAGAGGCAAGUGGACUUACCGUCAGACAUCAGGUGGUUUGUCCCGUUCAGGUCCUCGUGCUCUGGUUUCACCGUUUUACAGCUUUUUAAACUGGCUCUGUACUGAAGACUGCUGCACUGUUGCUUUGUUUUUGCAGUAAAACUCAAGUCUGAUCGCAGGUUUGAAACAAGAAAGCGGCUUUUUAAGUUGCCUUCCAUGUCCUCACAUUUUUAUAAACAAGAACAGGUUCAAAUUAUGGAUUAUUAUCAUUCAUUAUGGAUAAAAAAAAAACACUUUUUUGUUGUCUUUAAUAGUGAAGAAAAAAAAAAGCCUUCAAAACGUGUCCUGUGAGGUCAGACCUUGGUUUCAAAUCGCCGCUCGGUCCUUUCUCAGCUGGGAAGUUCAGUUCAGGGGCCGUCCUCAUCACGUCUCGAAAAAUACAAGUACAGUUGUCUUCUGGAAGCUUUUGACACACGGGCCGGGUAUCAAACCUUCUUUGGUACCGAUUAAAAAUGGCUCAGAGUCUCAGAUUAUCAAAGACGUGGUCUAAUCAGAUGCUUUCAUCAGGUAAUGAAAUAGAGACUUGGUGCUCUUACUGAAAUCUGACAACUGUUGGAUGGAUUGUUAUGAAAUGUUAUUCAGACGUCCAUGUUCCCUCAGGAUGAACUGUAAUAAGUUUGCUGAUCCUCUGACUUUUCAUCUAGUGCCACCAUCAGGUCGACAAUUUAGUUUGUCCAAUACUUUUGUUUUAUGACCAGAUACCUGCAAAACCCAGAUGCUGUGUUGGUUGUCUUCCACCAUGACACCAGUACAAAGGAUAAAACCAGCAACUGUCGCCUCCCACACUUGUUUUAGUUCCGAACGCCUCGUGUUCGUUUUAGUUCCGAACGCCUCAAGCUCGUUUUAGUUCCCAAACGCCUCAAGCUCGUUUUAGUUCCCAAACGCCUCAAGCUCAUUUUAGUUCCCAAACGCCUCAUGUUCGUUUUAGUUCCCAAACGCCUCAAGCUCAUUUUAGUUCCCAAACGCCUUUAGCUCAUUUUAGUUCCCAAACGCCUCAAGCUCAUUUUAGUUCACAACGCCCCAUGUUCGUUUUAGUUCUGAAUGCCUCAAGCUCAUUUUAGUUCCCGAACGCCUCAUGUUCGUUUAGUUCCCAAAUGCCUCAAGCUCAUUUUAGUUCCCGAACGCCUCAAGCUCAUUUUAGUUCGGAACGCCUCAAGCUCAUUUUAGUUCAGAAUGCCCCAUGUUCGUUUUAGUUCCCAAAUGCCUCAAGCUCAUUUUAGUUCCUGAACGCCUCGUUUUCGUUUUUGUUAUGGCAUUUGUCAAGCAACA
This is a messenger RNA of Xiphias gladius (swordfish), 4090 nucleotides long. RefSeq names its product ADAM metallopeptidase domain 17b (gene adam17b). Gene Ontology annotation, biological process: membrane protein ectodomain proteolysis; Notch signaling pathway. Gene Ontology annotation, cellular component: plasma membrane. NCBI's taxonomy places the organism in Eukaryota, Metazoa, Chordata, Actinopteri, Istiophoriformes, Xiphiidae. The record is from RefSeq and is a predicted model, not a curated record. The transcript is spliced from 18 exons. Gene Ontology annotation, molecular function: metalloendopeptidase activity. The coding region runs from base 229 to 2784 and encodes 851 amino acids.